Molecule: messenger RNA, 2201 nt
Organism: Tachyglossus aculeatus (Australian echidna)
Lineage: Eukaryota; Metazoa; Chordata; Mammalia; Monotremata; Tachyglossidae
Gene: AMIGO1
Product: adhesion molecule with Ig like domain 1
Biological process (GO): brain development
Molecular function (GO): protein binding
Source: RefSeq, a predicted model, not a curated record
CAUGGCGGGCCCCCGGGCGGUGUGGCUGUGGCUGUGUCUGUCGGUGCCGGGGGCCCCGGGGGCGGUCCGGCCGGCCCCGCCCUGCCCGGCGGCCUGCCUGUGCGCCAGCGACAUCCUGAGCUGCUCGAAGCGGGAGCUGCUGACGGCCCCGGCGCACCUGCCCCGCUACGCGGCCCUGCUGGACCUGAGCCACAACAACCUGAGCCGGCUGCGCGCCGACUGGACGGGCCAGCGGCUGGCCCGCCUGCACACGCUGCUGCUGGGCCACAACCGGCUGGCCUUCAUCUCCGGCGAGGCCUUCGCCCCCGUGCCGGGCCUGCGCCACCUGGACCUGUCCUCCAACCGGCUGCGGGCCCUGGACGAGCUGCUGUUCAGCCAGCUGCCCAGGCUGGAGGUGCUGCUGCUCUACGACAACCACAUCGCCGAGGUGGACCGCAGCGCCUUCGACGGGGCGGCCGGCCUGCGGCGCCUCUACCUCAGCCGCAACCAGAUCUCCCGCUUCCCGCUGGAGCUGAUCCGCGACGGGGCCAAGCCGCCCGAGCUCAGCCUGCUGGACCUGUCCGCCAACCACCUCAAGAGCCUGCCGCUGGCCGAGCUGGGCCUGCUCCCGGCCUGGCUGAGGAACGGCCUCUACCUGCACGGCAACCCCCUGGUCUGCGACUGCGAGCUGUACCGGCUGUUCCGGCACUGGGAGCUGCGCGAGCUCAGCUCCGUGGUGGACUUCAGGGAGGACCUGGCCUGCUCCCUCCCGGCCCCGCCCGCCAAGAGGACCGUCGGCGUCCUCGGCCUGGGCGGGCCCGACCUCCUCAACUGCAGCGACUUCAAGGAGUGCGCCGUGGAGGCCUACCUGGGCGACACGCUGGUCAUCGGCUGCGACGCCAGGCAGCGGGGGGCCGCCAGGGAGUGGGUGACCCCGGCCCGCGAGCGAGUGCCGGGCCAGGCGGCCAACGGCACGGCCGCCGUGCUGGCCGACGGCAGCCUGCGGAUCCAGCCCGUGAGGGCCGAGGACCGCGGCACCUACACCUGCCACGCCGUGGGCGAGGCCUUCAACGAGACCCUGUACGUGGAGGUCACCGUCUACAAUUUCACCCAGCACAGGCCCCACGACACCCUCAACACGGCCUACACCACUCUGGUGGGCUGCAUCCUCAGCGUCGUCCUGGUCCUCAUCUACCUGUACCUCACGCCCUGCCGCUGCUGGUGCCGGGGAGGGGACGGGCCGGCCAGCCACCGAGGGGACAGCCUCAGCUCCUCCAUGCUCAGCACCACCCCCAACCACGAUCCCGGCGACGGGGACGGGAAGGACGGCGGCGCCUUCGACCGGCGCGUGGCCUUCCUGGAGCCGGCGGGCCUCGGGCCGGGCCAGAACGGCAAGCUGAAACCCGGCGGCGCGCUGCCCGGGCCGGAAGGGCUCGAGGGCCGGCGGAAGCUGUCCGACCCGGACUCCGUCAGCUCGGUCUUCUCCGACACGCCCAUCGUGGUGUGAGGCGGGGGGAGGGGGGUGUGUGUGUGUGUGAUGGGGAGACCCCCUGGAGAGAGAGGUGAAGGCCAGCCCCCCUCCCCGCCGGAGAGGCGAGGGGAAGGGAGGGAGGGGGCUGCCAGAGGGAGUUGCCGGCCCCUGGCGACGAGGGAAAUGGCCCCGGGGAGAAGCCCCCGUCCCUUCCCCGCCGAGCGCGGGGCUGCCGGGAAGAUACUGCAAGAUUUUCCAACGUGGCUACAAAAUCCUCGACCCCGUGUUCCACGCCUCCCGGUCCCCGACCGGUUCACCCGGGGGUAGAGAUGGGGCUCGUCCCCGGCCGCAUCAGAGCCGGCUCGAUCCCCAGGCGCUCUCCCUCUCCCGCCCAGAUGGUCCCAGCCCCCUCCAGAGAGAGCGUGGUCAUGGGGAGGAAGAUCGGGAGGCACGGUUUUCUGUGCCUCGGCCAACCUGCGCGGGCCUGGGGCGGGUCUACCGUGAAAACGCAUCUGGGUAGCAGAAGGCGGGGCUUCCGGCGGCUGUCCGUCCUGGCAAAGCGGGGGUCGGGAAGCCGCCUGUCUAAUAAGGGGCGAGAGGGUCAGCGGCAGAUUCGUGCCACGCCGAGAUCAUUCUCGGCCUAGGGCCGCGCUUUCCUCCCCUCCGCCGAGGACCAGGUGGGCUGUAAGGUGGCCUAGGAAUCGGUGACCGUAACCAAGGAGGGACGUCGUAGCCCCCGUUUAGUUUCAGA